Messenger RNA from Spirometra erinaceieuropaei, 32863 nucleotides. The record is from the annotation of a GenBank genome assembly. NCBI's taxonomy places the organism in Eukaryota, Metazoa, Platyhelminthes, Cestoda, Diphyllobothriidea, Diphyllobothriidae.
AUGCACUUCAGAAAGGUCCUAAAUCUUUCCUCCAAAAUCGCCGACGCCACCAUCCACCGGCUUCCGCAACUGGAAAUCAACGUCGACCUGAACCUCUCGCCCUCCAUUUCAGAAGCUUUUUGUGCCGUGCAAAGACCUUCUGGCGUGAAAGCAUCAUACUCCGACACAAUCCCGACCGAAUCCUACACCCACGGCGGUCACCGCUUGGUGGACCAACUCACGACGCUAUUUCGAGAGGAGUGGCUCUGUGUGCAGGUUCUUCACCGCUUCAAGGACAUAACCAUUGUUCACCUCUACAAACACAAAGGUAGCCGGCAGGUCUGCGAAAAUCACAGAGGCAUUUCACCAUACAACAUCGACGGGAAGAUCUUUACCCCUAUCCUCCUCAAUCACCUUAACGGUCACCUCGAGCAAGGACUCCUGCCGGAACAUCAACGUUGUUUUCAACGACACAGGGGCCCCACAUUAUAUGGUGUUUGCCGAACGCCGGCUGGAAGUGAAGUGUCAUGUGGACAUGACGAAAGCCUUGGAUACGGCGAAUCACACGGGACUAUGAAAAAUCGAGCAUAAAUGCGGCUGUCCUGAACGAUUCACACACAUGGUAUGUCAGCUUCACGACGGGAUGUUGGCGCGCCUUACAGACAACGCGCAAUCUCCGAGGCAUUCGCAGUGACCAAUGGAGUGAAGCAGGAUUGCGUGCUCGAGCCUACCCUCUUGAGUCUAAUGUUCCCUGCCAUGCUGAUGGACACCUGCCGUGACGAGCGCCCGGGAUACGCAUCGCCUACCGAAAUGACGGGCAUCUUCUCACUACCAGGCACAUGCAGGCUCGGACGCGGCUAUCUACGUGUUUGACUGCCGUUGCCGACGAUGUCCACCGUGUGAUCCACAGUAAGGUGGAGCAGGUACGGUGACUUGUGCACGAAUUACUUUAUGGUGGUGGUAGACUUGCACCCCUCUAACGCACUCUCUCCCACUUAGGCUCAGUGUCAAGACAAAGUUAAGAAGACCGAUGGUGGGGGGAGGCACAGGUGGAUGAAACGAUCGAGCCCGCACCUUGGUUCUCCACUCCACACCCCCUAAUCCACACUCCAAAUGACCAGGAUUUUGACCAACAACAAUGGCGGGGAUGGCAGGGGUCGCAGUGUGCGCGGCGUCUGCAGGAAACCGGGUCUGCCACCGCGUCCCGAAAUUUUGGCAUUUGUUUUGGUGCGCAAUCCGAUAACGCCUGCCGGAAUCCGAUAUGGCCACCGUGUUGAUUUAACGCAUCCAACAUGUGGCCCGUUGGGUGGACGAGGUUCUCUACGACCAGAGUCCAUGCUCUGCUCUUCGAAGCGAAGAGGCGAGUUCCAGGAAGUAGUUGCAAAGAAGGAGAAACGAUCGGUGGAACAGGAGCUUCAGUAGCCAGAUCAUGAGGCCGAAAGACAACUUGACACUGUAAGACGCAUCCGGAGUCAUUUGCCGUGUCUGGUGCAGCUGGGAGCAAGGCCAUUGUGUCGCGGAACCCUAUCUCAUUUAAUUCCAAAUAGUCAAGGAAAUUAUUAAACACAGGAAAACUAUUUUGGAAUCUACACCCAGAAUGUAGGCAGUUGACAAACCACCAUACAUGAAGUCACACUACUGGUUAAACGAUAUUUACAGGUAAACUUGAAUAAAACACUGUAAUUAGACAUUAUUUUAUGUCUACCUUCAUAUUUAUUAUGUGUUGGGUAUGAGAAAACUUUCUAUACAUCUGAAAACGAAGUUUACUAAAUUGGAGCCAUUUCUGACGUUUUGCAGGAUGCCGUAGCUGCACAGUUCUUCUUGCUCAAAAUGCGGCGUCGGACAGAAAUAUAAAUUGAAACAGUGUUAUUAGCUGUUCAUAUGCUCUCACAUGACCCCAAUGUCAGCACAAUUAAUAUGCCUUAUAUUUGUGUGAAGUAUUCUGGUGUGGAUGAAUAAAAUACUUGAAAACGAACCAUGCUUUUCAUGCACACAGUUAGGGUGCAGGUGCAUACGAACACACGGAAUGGGCGUUGCAGAUAUGCGAAGAGGAGUUCAAUAAGAGCGUUGAGGUGGAAUCAUAAUUUAAAGAUCCCGGGCUUACAACCGAACAGCAUUUUAAAGCAAAAGCAUAAAACUGACCAAUAGGUCGAAAUUGUUUUUUUCGCCCUGCAAACGGAAAAUCACAGAUUCAUGCUGUAACUCAUGGUGAGGUUCUAUACAACUGACCCAAAGCAGGGCUUUUUCUAAACUCAGCGGUAGCAUGUGUGACAAAAGUGAACAGCAUGGUUCUAGUUGACUCGCCUGUCGUUCGGUGCUUCUUAAAAUGUGGCAUUAAAUGGUCAGCAUAUACAGAGCUAGCUGCGAUCGGAAGACAGUGAAUUGUCAAAACCAAUGAACCACUGCGAAUUUAGCACAGGUCAUCCGCUGCGUCAUAAACUUUCAAGAAAAUUGCUGUAGAAAGAUCCGGCUUCAGUACAGUGUAUUGGCUGGAAAAGAGGCCGGUAGUAAUUGUGCAUAGCUUGAUUUCUUUAAUUAGUGAUGGCGAUGGCGAAACGAUGGGAUAAACAACUCCGAACAAGAAUGAUAUAGCGGGCGCUCUCGUACGUCAAUGAUAACGCGGAAGACAUCAUCCACCUACCCAUGUUACGUAGGCGCAAAGUAUUGAGGCCGAAAUCCCUGCUAUCAGUGGAGGAGUCACCUAGAUUCGUUCACCGCAGUCAAAGACAAAGCAGUUCAUCCGGCGGAUUUCGGUAGCAUCUUUCAUUUCCAAAAGGCCAAAAUACUCAUGCAAUGUGGCAUUCAGACGAACGGCGUGCUGCCUGACUCCACGCUCUUCGGCUCGCAGUUAAUCAGCCGGUGAAGUGACCCCCAUCUUGAUUUCCUGCGAUGGGUCUUUGUCUGGCGGGCUGUUUUGUCAUAUUGUAAUCGGGUAGACAAACAGUGCGGCAAGUGGUAGUCGUUUGUCACAUCACUUGUUAACACUGAUAAUAAAAUUACAACUGUCGCAAACUCUGGCAUACAUAACCAUCACUUUUAUCAGUUGAGUUCAGUUUAUUUGAGGAAAGUAGGUGUGCGCCUUUGAAUUCCCUACACGCGGGGAAGAUUGCGAGAAAAUUUGGAGGGCGAUUAAUACCAACGAACUAUAAAGAAAAUAUCAAAACCUGUAUAGGUCAUCGGAGUAUUUCAGGUGUCAGCAGCUUUGGAGAAUAUGCACGCCCACUUGGAUGUGUAAUAUGGUAGUUACUUUAAACACGCCUUAGCUGCAGGGAAAGUAAUAUGAUCUUCUGUCUGCAAGCAUCUUGGUGAAUGUCAGUGGAGAUAUGCGCCGUGGUUAAUGCAAUAGUAAAUUUUUAGAAACAGGCGUUACUCAAACCUUUGCAGUAGCAUCAUAACGGUGCUAGUUGUUCAACAUGAGUCGUCAAGACGGCAGCGGUCGGUUGGAACUGCAGUGGAGAUCCAGUUUCAUUUUAAAAUCUUUUACGAAUGAAGGCAUAACGACUUCCACAAGCAAAGUAUUUCAGGCUUCAACCACUCUCAUACUCUCCCAUUAUUUACCUAUCACUUUUUACCUGCUAGCUAGCUUCCCUAGUUGUUGGUCUUAGCGUUCCGCACCUGCAUUAAACCAAUGUCCUGAAUGACGCCUCCUGUUUUCUAUUAGGGCCUUCCUCACCUUGUUGAUGCUAUGGGGUUAAGUAUGUUAAACCUGCUUAGUCGGUUGAUGAAUAACACCAUACUGAGCAUAGUUUUGUCUUUCAUGUUUCAGACCUGCUAUGCAGAAUGUAAACUAAAAUGCGGCCACCGGCUUGCGCGUGGUCGACGUUUCCUAACCUCUCGACAUUUGGCUCUCAAAUAAUUCUGCAUUGCGGAAGAAAGCCUAUCGGUUUGAUUCAGCUUGAUGUGUGCGGUAAGCUUUUUAUUCUAAAUUUCUGCAUGUAUCUUCACAUGGAAGGCAGGUGACGUUAAGUGCUAGUAGGAGUCCGGGUACUUGCCGGGUACGGGGUGGUCAUGCCGCUACGCCCUAGGUGGGGUGCGCUGUGUUUGGUUUAAGCCUCUAUGCCCUCUUCGCCCACACGUUCUGCUUUAUACAAGGAUUAAUUGCAGGCGCAACCACAAAUGACGCAUGUGGACUGUCACCGCGACUCGAACGGUUCAUGACGUGCUCCUAAUUGGGUGUUGUAGUCUUAGGCAGACACGUGCUAAGUAAAAUCAGAACUUUAAAAAAACGACAAUGGAUCGCACAGUUUAUUUUGAUCGUUGCGGAUUCAAGUGAAGUCAUUUCUGAAUCAGUAACUUUUGUUGGUUCAAAUUUUGCUUACAAACCGGAAAAAGAACACCUUGGAUAAAGCGAAAUAUGGUCAUGGCUGACUGAUGACGACUUGUAAGUCCAAAUUCAUGGCUCAUUUAGCGGGACUCGACCACACCUUCAGGUCUUUUAAGAUUAACAUUUUCAUAAGAGGAAACAACUGCAUGUACCGACAGUCGCUUGAGUCAUAGUUCUCCGGAUUGUGCAAUGAUUUACCAUACUAAUAACACAGGUAUUAAUUAAAGCCCAUGCACGCGUGUUUCAAUGAUCAUAUGCCGCUGUCUGAUGCAGCUGCGAGGGGUUCGGCUCGUCGAAGGUCCCCCAGUUCGUGCAUUAAGUUCCUCGGAAAACUGCAGUUCAUAUACCAGAAAACACACGGGGAAAGCCUGGGUAACCCCUCGCAGCUGCAUCAGCCAGCGGCAUAAUAUCGGCGAAACACGCGUGUCUGAGCUUUUAGCCUAUACCUGUGUUGUAAGUACGGUGAAUCAUUGCGGAAUUCUAUACUUCUGACUGCCUGUUGGCGGCUUGUGAAUAUAAAGCGGUUAUUCCGCAGAAGCUGAUGGACUUCAGCUCAACAGUUCAUAUCACAUUUCAGAUUGUGCCUGAAAAGGUCUGUUCCGAAAGAUUUACUCCAAGUUUGCGCAUUAAUUUCUUCGGAAAUUAAACAAGGCAUGUUCUCCGGAUUUCAGUCGACCAACAGGCGCAGUAAACGUCUGCAUCUAUAUUCUGCGCUGGAAAUGAUCAUGUUGAGUAAGUGGUCAUGUCGGAAGGUCCGGGCGACCAACGCCUCUAUUGGCGGUGAGCCAAGUUGUCGGAUGAUUGUCACGCUAAGAAUCCACUACACCGAUUGCAUAGCGGCAAUUAACGACACGAUCGUAAAUAAUAUGCAAUUAUCACAACAAAUGGGAGCCCCGACGAUUUGUUCUAGGGGCCGCCUACCUAAUCCACUUGGAGUUGGGUUGCGCACAGCAGGAAGCAUCCAUCAGGCGCCAAAGGCAUAAAUUCAAUAGCAGGAAAUGUCUAGAGUCGUUCACCGGAUCUGAUGCAUUUGCAAACAGAGCAACUACGUCGAAGAAACUAGAUUACUCUGAACGUGGAUGACUAAGCACGCAGCGGCGUUGAGGAGGAAAGACGCUAUCUCUCAGGUGGCGGCUUACUCGACAGGUCUCGGCUAUAUUUUUAGGCUUCAAGAGUUCGAAAUCCUUGCAAGAGCUUACAACCGCGCCAGUCGCGAGUUGCACGAAUAAUGGUUUACAGGCCCGCCAUCCAUCAACAAGAGCAAUGACUUCCCGGUACCAUAUUCAGUGUUGAGACAUUUCCUAAACAGGGAAAUCAAUCACGCUGGGGAGGGUGCGGGCGCUCAACUGCUUUGUUGACAGCGGAACAAAAUACCCAGUAAGCAUUACGCAAAUAUCCAACACGGAUGAUGAGAUUGAGGCAACUAACUACCCGAAGGUGGUCUGACGAGCAAUCAGCGCAUAAAUUACGACUCACGGCGAUGAUCAUGAGAAUUGUGGAUUUUAGUAGCUCACGACAUCUACGUGUUAUUAAGACCACAUCCUUUGAAUCUCCAAUAAUUUUGUUUGGGAUUGUUUCUGAUGAUGGGUUCUAGAGAGAUUCUAAAACGUCAGAACAAUGACCUCCCUGUUCCAGUGAUCGCACCUCCUUCUAGUGAACUGCGGGAGCCGGUAACUCGAGUAGGCACGUGGCAGUGUGACAACUUCGUCCUACAAAUACUGCACUCCUUGUGCCUCCAUUAACCUUAUCUGUUGCUCUCCUUGAUGGUGGGCUUAAGUGGGAAUCCGAAACGUCAAGCGAACACACCUCGUCUUCAAGCAGAGGCCUUUUCUUCUGAGCAGUAGUUUUUCCUACGUUUGUCCAGAUUGCAUCCACAAUGAAAAGUAGUCCACCCAAAGUAUACAGUCAGCAUUUCUGCUACUAACGAUCGGGAUGCGGGCAAAACAUUGAUAAAAUAAAAUCGAUUUUUUGAACAAUUACACCUAAGAUUCGGCCAGUUGAACUGAUUCCUCAUAGCGGAUUGCAAUGAUCGAUUUCAAACUUUGAUCAAUACUGUCGUAUCUCCACGAAACGUGCUUUCAGUCAUUUGUUAAUUAUGAAUUGCUGUGCAUGUCUAACUCAGCUUAUAUGCAGAAAUAAAGUUACUCGUUUUAUAUUUCUGGUUUCAGCAAGAACGACCAGUGAACCUGGAUUGUUUUUGAUGAUCCAUCUUGACGCACUUCACCACACUGUUUUUAGUAUACAUCAAAAGCAUCUUCGGAAGAGCUAUGCAAAUCAUUUAAUUGUUCAGGCAGAGCCCAUGGAACAAUCUUGCAUAUUUUUAAACGGCAUAACUUAUGAUAAAACCAAGUCUUCGACAUUUUUUCGGCAAAAAUUAAACUUAAUUUUUUAGAGAUAUGGUAGUGGCUGCAUCUUCAUGCUGAGUGUUUAGAGAUAAUUUUCUUAUGAAGAUCCAAGUGUAACAUUAAGCGCUCGAGUGCGUUCAGUGGAACUUUAGCAGACAAGGAAUUUUAAAUAAUUUUGAUUUGUCUUCCAUGAACAGUUUUGCCAAGAAUACAUUCAAAUGGAAACUAGUAUUUUCUUUUAUUUUUCUGACAGCUUACUUGUGACAGUAAGCCUUCAUAAGCCGCUAUGAAAUGUUUUAAUCAAUUCAUUUUUCAAAGUUUUCUAAAUUUUUUAAAUUAAAACACGAAAAAGCAUUAGUUAGCACUGGGGGAAAAAUUGUGUUCCAUUUUAAGCUUUGUUUCAUUUAAGGUAAACCCCAACUAUCUCUAGUGGUCAUUCCCUAAACAACUGCCUUAAUGUUAUCUCCAAUGCAAAGAGCCCCUAAUGAAUCAAACAUUCCACCUGUCUGGAUCUUAUUGAGGCAAAGUAGCAGGUAUUAAGGCUUUUUAUAUAUUUAUUCUCAUGUAAAAGAACUCCAAACUUAAAAUAGGGUAAUCAAAUGAAAUCCGUUCAUCUCGCUAUAAUGGAAUGGCGUUUACUUUAUUUGCAUUUGAACUGUGGAAUAUUAUUUCAGACUUUGUAUGGCCUUUGACCGAUAAUGUUGCCUCUGAAAAGAAAGAAAAUUCUUUUGAGUAAAGAGUGUUAACGACUUCAUUGCGAGACAGGCAUUUCUGGUACACUUUGCUUUGAAGUAAUAUACAAUGAUAUUUUUAAUAUGUCAAAUAGCAGAUUUCAAACAUGGACCUCAGGCUUUAUGGUUGUAGUUAUAGAAAGCUCAUAUCAAGUCUGUAGAAAAAAAUACCAAUAGUCAGUUCAUCAAAUGUCUUGGCACUGACCAUGCGUGUAUCUGCGUUAAUAUGCUUUUGGCAAUAUUUCGUCUUCAGUAAGGUGUCAUCAGUAUCUGCAUUCAAGCGUGCACAGUACAAAACCACUAAUGCCAAGCCUACUUUUCAGCUUAUUGUAGUCAGUAAUAGGAACAAAAUUGAGUGACUGAGUCGAAACGUCCCUUUCACAGCGGUAUACAUGAAGUUAACUGUUCUGAGGGGUACAACGUAGGACACUGAUACAUGUGAAUGCUGACCUAGACUACAUGAACGAGAAAUGUUUCCUUCCCUCAAUGACUCUAACCUUUCCUCAAAAGAUAUUUCCCUACUUUCCUGUGUCUUCCUGCCUGUGUCUGCGUCGACAGUGGAGAAACAUCGUAAAAUGCCCGUGAUUCAGCAGCUGCCGGGCCGGACAGCUUCACAACAUUUUUCCUUAAAUCUUGUUUCUACAUAGCCCCUGAUUCGAGAAGUUUUAUUAACAUGCCUAUAGUGGAUGCCAGGAAUUCUGAGACCUGGCGUACAGAAGGAAUCAUUUCUUUUCCUAAAACAGUCGUCUAAUUUUGGUACUAAAUCUUUGCGUCCGGUUGUCUGCCUUUUCGUACUAUUGAAGCCUGCUGAACAUGUCGCUUUAGAUAUUACCAUACUAUUUUCUUCCAAUUCAUCUGGUUCUUUGUAAUCUACAUGCGUGGCUAGCCGCAGUGCCCUAGACGCUGUUGCUCUUGUGAUCCACUCUGCUCUAGUACAUCUAAAUAUGUGUUGCCAUUACGAACAUAUGUACAUUUCUUGACUAAUCCUUCGUCUUUAAUACCAUUCCGUGCAACAUUUACCUCCUUAAAACAGCCGCACGCGACUUUUCCGGCUGGAAUGUCUCUUGGCUUGGUGGCUAUUUUACUUUUCUUUCUCAGGUUGUCCAAUCUGGCAAAUGAAAAUCUACUGUUCUUAAUAACCGUAGAGUUCUUUCAGGUUCCCUCUUGUUCCCUCACCUCUUCUGUUACCCACUGAUAACUUGAGAUUGUCAAAUGAUUUUCGGUUUUUUGAGUGUAUGGAAGAUAUGACUGUUGGUAACCUGUUCAAAAAUCAGAGUCAUCCUUAGUUUUCUGGAGAAGACCUGUACCAUGCCUCGACGUGAUCAUUGGAAAAUGGUCUGUGACCGGAAAAUCAGAAAUAAAUCCACUAUAUAUUUUUUGACUGUGAUCUUCCCCCUAUCUUGAAUUCUUGGACAUCCUUUUAAAUGAAGAAUUUUUUUCGAGUACUUAAGUGCUACUCUGGCAUCAAAUCUUUUACCUUUUUUCAUGUUGAGACCCUUUCUACCUAAGUUCGUAAUCUUAUUUCUUACUUUCGUUAUUUGCGUUCCUUUCACCCACCUCAAUCCAUAGUCUGGUGAUUACUAGAUGGCUGCAUUUUCCCUCUCAUUCUUUAUUUUUCAUCUGCAAGUUUUUCUGCCUUGCUUAAAAAAAGACAUGAAGGAUAGAAACGCGUCCUGCAAUUGCUCUCUUCUGUUGCCGAUGUUUAUUGUGUCUUUUUAGUCAAUACUGUCAUAUAAAAACCCCUCGUAAUCGUCACGCAAUCCACUGAUUGAUUGCUGGAUGACGUUCAGUCCCUUAUUUCUGAUGUAAUUACCGUGAAAUCCUUCGCGCACACGCCCUGGCUUUCGGUAUCUCUCUUCUCGUAUAUCUGCAUAUCAGCCUUCUGUAUUGCCAUUUCGAGCACGGUGUCUUACAUGUUAAGAGACACAAGUCCAUACUCCGAGACAUGAACUAUCACCGUAAUAGAUAAAUAUUCUUCUGUGCAAGUCUUUUUGUGUCGUGUAUAAUUUUUAAACUUACAUACUGGAUAAGGUGAAUGAAGCCCCUUUUUUGCUGAAAAUGUUCGGAUGAUACUUUUAAAGUAAAGCUUGUUACCCUCGUCGUCAAUCUCAAAUGGUGUUUUUCUAAUCGGGGAUUCUUCUGGAUGGCAUGUGGCUCGUCAAUUUUUGCCGAGUCAAACGAGUGUGAAACAAUAAGGCUUGAGGCAGAGCAGAAUUAUCUGCCAUAUCGUGUACUACUUACGUUACACUCAUGUGUUUUUUCGUAAUCUCUACUACAAUUCCAAUCGCUUAAGUUCACAGAGCCUUUUACACACGAGGUACGGAUCCAAACAAACCAGGCGUCAAAUCUUGUUCGAGUCAGGUUUUUGAGUUAGUUGCUAUUUUUUAACGAAUAUAGAUCACGAUUUUCCGUUUCUGUCGUGUAAUUUGAAUUUCUCGUUAAACGACAGACUUAUGAGCGAAUAUCAAUGUCAUUCCUCGCGGCAAGGUAUGUACUGAGAGUAUAUGCCUGAUUCUCACUUAAAUAAAGAUGGAAGAGAAUUAACCUCUUAGAACAUCUCUAUAUAUCUGCUUUCACAUCGUGCAAUAAUUUUUACCUAAAUAAUCUUGGUAAGGCGAAAUAAUUUCAGUAUUAGAUUCUAGUAAACUUAUCAUUGGCUUCUUCAUGGGUUUGUGUAAAGAGCACACAGUAAUCUACUAUGUAAAAUAUAAAUUUGAUCACAGACAAAUUUUUGAAUGACGGAAAACCUUUCUGAUUACGCGUUUUUGUGUUUUGGUCAACGGUACAGUUUCUGCACAAUUUUUCCAGCCAACGGCGUGCUCCUCAUUAUACUAUGCUGAUCAUCUAGACUUGCGAUACUAACAGCAAAAGUUUUUGCCAUUUCAAAAGUUUGAUAUACUCAUAUAUCGAUGAAAUACUGAAAAGAGAGCCUACCUCUUUACAUACUGACAAGCGAAAUAGAACGCUUCUAUUCCGGGGAAAAUGCCUUGACAUGUCUGAAUUGCGCAGCCGAUUUUGUCCGUGGCCGCCCAGACCAUCUAGAAUUGAUGAGAAAAAAAACAAGAUUUAUAAAACUUUUAGAAACGAACUUCUAUAGUUUAUAGAUACAGGAUAGCAAAUAGACUUAAAGAAUUCAGAAACAACUUAAGGCAGAACAUCGAAAUCACAGAAUGAAUCAUCAAACCGCCGACAGUGCUAUGUUUAAUUUUUGCUUUCCCCGCUAGUGACUUGAAGGUGUUUCAGAAUUCGGAUGUUACAAAGUCACAAAUGUUUGCGUCAUUAUACACGAUUUCUUAGUACAAAAUUAUGUACUCUCAACUUCAGCAUGGAAAAGUGCAAAUAUAGUUACGGAAAUAUUUUGCGCCAUAGACCAUACAUUUAGGGUCUUGUGAAUGACUAACUGGUCAUGACUGCUUGAAAGCAUGAUAGGCAUUUAUUAUCUUCCAUUUAGCUACUUCCGUAAAAACCUAGUAAAUAUCCAUUCCUCAAACAAUGCAACUGUUAGUGGAUGCAAUGAAUUCAAUUAGAAAUCCUUGAUUCUGUUAGCGAUUUCAGUAUAUUACAUUUUAAUAGAAAGGAAAAUGCCAAACAUUAAAAACAAACGAUUUGCAUGCGUUCAAAUACUACUUGGACUAUCAUGACACCAAAUAAACGUUGAACGUACACGGAGUCUGUUGAAAUCAUUAUGCAUACUUGAUUAAGUAGACACAUAAGGCCAUAGGAUAUAAAAAACCUAUGCCUGGUGAUACAACAUGUCUGACAUGGAGGAGCUCACUAAAAUGUGCCAAAUACUAAAUGUGGCCUACAGUGGGUGACCGUUCGCAUGAAAUGUUGUCUGAAAUUCUGAAAUGCCUUUUCGAUUAGGAAGGACAACUUACAUGCGGUUGAAAUACAGAUUGUCCUGCGGCAUAGCCCUAUAAUAUUUCGGACUUCGCAAGAUAAUAGCUUUUGAAUACCCUGCUUUUCGAUCUCCCAUAGGAACCGUACUCGGUCAAUAUGACUACUUAAGUAGCGUGCAUUGUUCAAAUAGAUUUUCCUUGUCUUGCGGAUUCAAAUAUAUCUUAUGGAAACCGUAAAAAUAUGCUUUCUUUUAGGCGUUUGAUAGAAUUUUACGUCCUCUUUCGAUUUUAUACUCGAAAAAGAAAUAUAAUUAGGUUCUAAAACGCCGUCUAAUUGACGAGUCAUUUGGAACAUGAUCAUUCGUUGCAUUAGUGCUUAGUGAUUUUAGCCUACAAGGUGCAUGCAAAAAUCCCAUAUUCUUUUUGUACAUUUUAAAAGAUAUAAUAUGCAGUCCACUUAAUUAUCAAUGGAUAGGGGCUAUGUUGUACCGGUGGUAAACGGAUAGGUGCGAUGUCUUAUGAAUGGACAUUGCGCGGUUUUAAAAGAUCUCGUAAUUCGAAACCUCUUUAAAACCUAACUAUUCUUCUUUUUUCUAGUAUAAAAAUAUAAAAUAUAGGGGAAUACCUAUCAAACGACUGAAAUAAGGCAUAGUUUUAUGGUUUCUAUAAGAUAUAUUCGAAUUCGUAAGACACUCAGUCUUAGUGUGAAAAUGCAUGCUACUUAAGAAGUCAUUUUUUACCACGUAAGAUUUCUGCGGAGGGUUGAAAAGCAGUGCAUUCAAAAGCCAGCAUCUUGCGAGGUCCGAAAUAUUACAGAAUUGUGCCACAGGACAAUCUGGAUUACAACAUCACCUAAGUAAUGCUUCCUAAUCAAAAACGCAUUUUAGAAUUCCGUCUAAUAUUUCACGAGAUUGAUCACUUACUGUAUUUGCAAAAAACCCUUAUAUUUUACUUAUACUAGACAACAUUCUGCAAAUAAAUAGGAAUUUUCAUAAUGCUGAGAGAUUCACUUUAAAAAGGUGCGCAAUAUUUUUGGCGUUUGUGAGAUCAGAUUUAAAAUGUUGAAUCCUAAACUAGUAAAACAUUUUCAAAUCGACUUUCUUUCCUCUUCAUAUGUUACCUCGAUCUUCGUAAUAUUAUUUAAAACCAGAAAUUUAAAAUGUUGCUCAAGAGGUGCAUUGCCAAGCGGGAUUAAGUAAGCAUACCUGAGUGUAGUGGCCGCACACCUUUGAACAUGCCCUACUAGCGUAGUUGUAGAACAGCUUCUCAGCAUACCAAGCUCUUAAAAUUGCAUCAACCGUGACAUUUUCACUCAUUCCGCCAGUGGCGCCGAUAUUUUGGCCCGAACUAAUAUAUUCCUUGUUUAAAAGUGACGGGUGUUCAAACUUGCAUCUGUUAACCCAACGCUGCGCCAGAGCUUCAAGACCCAAAUCAUACGUCUGUAUAGAAUAAAAAGACAAGGAAUUGAGAGUAAUCGUCAAAAUGUUUGAAGGUUAACAUUGCGAAUUAAAAAAAUUAAAUAUUAUGAUCAACCAUAAGUCGACGAUAACCUCAUGUUAGAGAUUUUGCUUGAUGAAAAGAGUUUUGUCCUUGGAAUGCCGUUCUACGCAAGCCGAAAAAUUUAGGAUGUUGAUGUUUUGGCAGAGUUUGAAUAGCUCAUAUUGACCCAGCUCUGAAAACGUCGGCACUUCGGUGGGAUUGGAACGCACGACAGCAGUGGAAAGGCUUUAGUCCAACGAACGCUCUAGCCUUUCCCUUGCUUUCAUGGGUUUGAAUUCCAACGAGGCGCCGACUUUUCAUGGUUUAGUCAAUAUGAAAUAAGUAUGCGACUAAACUUUUCAGAUUACAGCUUCGGUAGCAGUAAAGCUUAUCACAUUAAAACACAUCAUGGGUUUUUAUACAUUUGUAAGCCUUUUCAUCUAUACAAAAAUCUUGAAGAUUAGGAAGGGACAAGAGCGACGACAUUUCCGGUGCUUAGUGAUGUCGUCGAAUUCCGCAACCACUUACUCAACUUCGUAAUUCUCAGUUAGUACACUGUCAAGGGGGAUAAAGCAUAAUGGGUAAGUAGAGGGAAAGCUGAUCUGAUGUGCUGGUAGGCAAGGGGCGAGAAGAGAGGGGUCGUCUAUGUGAGCGAUUCCGGCAAACAGCAAAACCUCGUCAAGCAUGACAGCACAGCAGGGAACAGUAGUCAGUCCAGUUGGGCGGAUUAGGGAACGGGAGAGGAAAUGGGGCCAUUCACGUCAUCAACCCGUCUUAUGGAAGCGCGAGGUUAGUCACGAGAUACAACUGGUACGAUAGUUGUGACAGUCUCCUCCGUACAGCAGGGGAUUUAGAAGAGCGCAGGAGACGCCAAGACGUCGCGUGGACUAUAACGUCAAAUGCUGUCAUUGGGUCAUCACAUGACCAGAGUCCACGAGGUCAACACCUGUAUGCGUUUAUCUAUCACGCUUGAGUCGUCCAGAUGCACUGACUAUACGCAUUCGAUUUAGAGGUCGUGAAGUUAUAUCGGCUUGCUUCAGCACGGUUUCCGUGAAGAUAGGUCUCGUCCCUCAAAAACCGCUUACGUCGCUCGAAAAUUGGUCAAAGUCCAUGGCAGAAGAACACCCAGUGGAUGUCAUUAACUCUGACUUUAGCAAAGCGUUUGAUUGCGUUUCCCAUUCGAAAGUUGUCAGGUGUAAGAAUAAGGGGAAAUCUCCUGAACUGGAUUCAAGAUUUCUUAAGCGUUCGUAGAUACACAGUUGCUGCGGAUGGAUCGUUCCAAAUUUGUUUCACAUAUCCUCCUUGCACCUGCUUGACAAUGCUUCCUUGUUAUUUGUGUUUUGUCGUAUUCGCAUCCUGCCUCAGGUCAGGCACGUUGUACAUCCUCCAGAUUAUAUGCUUCAUGAUGUCUAAUCAUGUGGAAAUGUCAAAUGACGGCUUCUGUUUGCAUGGCGGACCUGACGUUUGACGGGAUCUUUAAGCGAUGACUUGUUGGCAGUAUACAACGCAGUUAAAUGUAUUUCAUAUAUUAGAUCGACAGAUGUUAAAUUGAUAUAUGAUUUGCGAAUAAAUCCAUAAAAAAUCUUUGUUGCAUUGGAACAUGUCAUGUUUGCAAAUGAAAUAGCAUAAACCAACUCACCAUGACUCGCAUGUUGACAGCCCGUGGAGUGUCAUUGAAGCGUUUAUCAUUGUGAAACUGCAGAAUGAAGUCCCUUUGAAUAUCCGUAAGUGCCGCGAUCGAUAGAAUAUUCACCAAUACAAUUGCGACAGCAACAAGGAAGCAAAGGCACAGUUUUCUGUUGCGCAUACUAAACGGUCAGAUCAGAUGAUGCGGUUGAAAAUAGCUGUAAGUCUGUGCGUGACGCUAAUUAACGUAGUAACAAUGGAAUGUAGCAUAUAAAGAUAGAUUUUGUAAAAUUAUGCCGGUCUGUCAUAUUCUCAUUAUUUUUUGUCAGUGGCCUGUGCGCAUGGAAGGUACCACGUUAGCCUGUAUCAGAAUACGAUGGCAAAAAAUUACGCAUGCAAUAAAAGUCAUCCCUUUAUUCGAAUGCCAGCCUUGAUGCGUAACGUCGGAAGCACAAUUCAAGCAUGCUAGCGAAAACAAAACCGCUAAUUUGCUUAUUAAAUUUGAUUUUAUCGUCAUCAGUAAGACGCUUUUCGGAAAUAAGUCUGUAAAGGUACUGAAACAAGAUUCUGCGGUUUGUAAUGGGUCAAGAAUUAUCUUUUAGUCAGUCUUUUACAGACACUGGAGGCAUCCACUUGAAAACACCGAUAAUGACAUAUUAAUGUCCAAUUAUUACUCUAAAGGCGUGCGUUGCGCCAUCAACGACAUACGCGGUCUGAAACAAAACUUGCGUGCUACAUGUUGUUGGUUAUAGAUUUGACGCCUAAGUGGAAGACACAAGGAUUGACGGAUCUCAUGAAAUGUUGGCUGAACUUCUGAAAUGCGCCCCCGGUUUGGGAGAAUUACUGAGAUGGGCUUUAAAUUUGGAUGAUCACACGAGAAAAUCAUACAAUCUCUGGGCUCGGCAUGAUGUCGGCUUUGAAUGCACUCCCUUUUGACCCCAUAGGAACCCCUGUUAGUAAAAGGGACUAUUAAAGUGGCAUGCAUUCCUCACAUUGAUUUUCGAUGAUCCUACAAAUUAAAAUAUAUUUUAGAGAAAACAUGCAUAAAAAUAUGCUGACUUUUACGCGUUUGAUGAGAAUAACCUUAUAUUGACAUUGUAUACUCGGUAAUAGGGUACAAUGAGGUUUUAGAAAAGUUUCAAAUUAUAAGAUUAGAUUUGGAUCUAAAGAAGCUACGAAGAAUUCAGCAGGUAAAUAAAAAAAUGUUGCUAUCAGAAAGGAACUGAUUGUGAAUGGAAAAAUUAACCUAACACGUAAAUUUUGCACAAGAUCAAACGGCCUGGUAUUGAUACUAUGUGCCAACCUGUAAAUAUCAGAACAAACAAGGUCAUUGCGUUAAAUUACGGGAACUAUAGGGAAUUCAUACUGCAAGCGUCUAAUAUCGGCAACAGUAACACAAGGCAGCUGGUUGAAACCACAUAGAAUUCGGUUUUAUUCGGCAGUUCAGCGAUAACUUAACCUGAGCUGAUUAGUUUAUCAUGGGAAUCAAUGAACCUGGGCAGGCAACUAACAAAGUAUUUUUUGCAUUCGCAUUCACAGUCCCGUAAUCAAACUGAACUGCUUUCACUUUGUUCAAGGCAGGCAACCCUUUUAGGAUGAUUAGAUAUAGCGCAUUUAAAAUCCUCUAAUGAGCUGACCCUUGCAUACUGCGGACAGUGGAAACUGAGCUUGAGAGGAAGCCUCCUGCUGGCUUGCCGUCAUCCUACUCGGACAAACGAGGCGGGUCAUCUCUCUAGCAGUAAUUUAUGACUUAAGACUUAUUAAGAAAAUCGACGGUGCAAAUUAGACUUCAUCAGGUAAUAAAUGAAUUUUAUUUUGCAGCAGGUAUCCUGAGAUCAACGUUGCAUUUAUUCGAAGGAGGCCAGGCAUUAUGUACGCCACAUAUAGGGGAAACGUAGCGUGUAAUGUUAAGUCUAUGGAUAUGUAGAUUUAUUUAUUUUGAUUUUCGAUCUCCUAGUCGUCGUUCGUCUACAACCCCGUAUCUUAAGUUUAUGGUAAAGCUGUUACACUAAAAGCCGUCCAAAAAUUCUUAGUGAAGUCCAACGGUUGGAACCGCACAGAACGAUCGAUAAUGAAUAGUUUAGGUUUGCGCAGGGCGCCUUUUUAAUUUCAGAACCUAACUAAAUAUUUGUCCUUUUAUAUUUCUUCUUCCAACGAAAGAAAAUACAGCGAACGUGCGUAACUAAUGUCAUAACUGUACACAUAAAGCUGAAUGGCAACAAAGUAAAAUGCUCUUGUAGAAUAAUUUAAUAUGGGCGUAAAAAAGUUGUUUUGGCGAAAAUGAAACAUGGAAAUUGACGUCGUUAGGAUAAUCUUAUGCUUAAUAAACGUUUGCUUGUGAACAGCAUUCUCUGACAGUUUUGUAAACAGUUCGAAUUGCAUUCACACAUUGCAUGGUCCAGAAUUAUUUAUAUCUGACAUAUUUUACGCUAUAUUUGAAAAAAAACUAAUUCCGUUUAAUAUAAGCGGUUGACCUUUCUUACACAACUUCUUGGCCUGAAAAAAGGUAUCUGCGAGUCAAAUGAGGAUUGAGCAAGAGCGUGCGCUACCUUUUAACAAUAAACUAUACCUUAGUUUCAGACGGCUGCGACUUCCGUCCGUAUGUGAUGAAGACGAGACGAGAAAAUGAGCACUGCUGCAAGACGUUCUUUUAUUCUGAGUGUUUGUGUUUGCAGAAGGAUGCAUCACAAGAUAAAAGUACAAACGGGCCAGCAUAUGCUCCAUAGGACUUUAACUUGCACUUAUGCGAAUGGGUUGUUAUCAACUACGUGACGCUCAGGAGGUUGUGGCUUAUACGAGCGGGCGUGUGUGAAAUGCAUCACGAAAUUCCCUGUCAUACUGGCCUACACUGGCGUGAGUGCAGCUAAUUAUACUCAAGUUAACACUGAUAUGGCUAUUUUAGUUUAAGAACUGAUUGGAAGCCUAGAAAGUCUCUUUCCAAGAAAGAGUUCCCGUUAGUAAGGUUUAUUUGAGGGGAUGCAGAUCACGAUUGCGCAAACGUUCACGUUUCCGGAUAUCACAUGAUACUAAAUAUCACCUAUUAAAUCCCCUUAUUUGUGCGCGUUGCGUUAUGAAAGCGCAUUCUUAUAACCAUUACGGUACCUUGUACAGUGCGUGACCUAUCUCAUGAAAUGUUGGCUGAAAUUCUGAAAUGCGUUUUCGAUUAGGAAGGAUUACUUGGUCGCGGUUGUGAUGCUGAUUAUCUUGAGGCAUAUUCUUAUAACAUUUCCGACUCGGCAGGGUGUCGGCUUUUAAGUGCACUUCUUUUCAAUCUCCUGUAGAAAGCGUGUUUGGUAAAAAAUGACUACUUGAUUAGCAUGCCUUUUUCUCAUUCAUUUUCGAUGGUCUUGGAAAUUCAAAUAUAUUUUAUAGAAACCACAAAGAAAAAUAUGCUUUCUUUUAAUCAAUCAAUAGAGAAUUACGUCUUCUUUAUAUUUUAUGCUUAAGAAAGGAGUAUGAUUAGGUUUUGAAAAAGUUUUCUAAUUGCCGAAAAAUUUGGAGCCUGAUCGUUCAAUGCAUUAGCGCUUAGUGAUUACACUCUACAAGGUGCAUGCGUUCCGCAUAAAGAAAUUCCCAUAUUUUUCUAUGUUAUUAAAGAGAUAUCAUACAGGGUCCAUAAAAUUUUGCAAUGGAUGCGGACCAUGUUGUACAUUUCAUGAGGAGCAGUGGUAAACGGCCAGGUACGAUGCUCUGUGAAAGGACAUAUCGCUGUCUUAAAAAGUCUCAUAAUUAGAAACUUUUUUAAAACCUAAUCAUACUCCUUCCUUAAGUAUAAAAUAUAAAGAAGACGUACUUCUCUAUUGAUUGAUUCAAAGAAAGCAUAUUUUUUGUGGUUGCUAUAAAAUAUAUUUGAAUUUCCAAGACCAUAGAAAAUCAAUGGUGAAAUGCAUGCGUCUUAAGUAGUAAUUUUUUACAAAGCACGCUUUCUACAGGAGACUGAAAAGAAGUGCAUUUGAAAGCCGACAUUCUGCCGAGUCGGAAAUGUUAUAAAAGUAUGCCUUAAAAAAAUCAGUACAACAAACGCGACCAAGCAAUCCUUCCUAAUCGAAAACGCAUUUCAGAAUUUCAGCCAACAUUUCAUGAGAUAGGUCACUCACUGUAUGGUUCAGUGUGACUAUAAAAUAAAUUAUUAGCUGCUCGUUGGCAGUUAAUUAAGAUAACGCGGUUAUCUCCCUGUGGCGGAUGAAAUUCAGCCCAAAUAUUCAUAAUUGCUAAUUAUAUGCUAACCUUCUACAAGUUCGCAGUUAGUUUCUUCGGAAAUUAAAAAGAAACAGUGUCAAGAGGUAAGCAAAGUGGGUCAAAAAUGUCUCUAAAUAGACGACGACAAUUUCGUUCCUCAAGUACGAGAAAUAUAUUGAUCUAAGGCGUUCAUUUUGGGAAAGCAUUUACUUUUCUACGAUGUCAUAUUUUUAGACAAACCCCCCGAAUUUAGCCUAGAUGGCAAAAUGUGGAAGGAGCUCUUCGACCGACACCGACUUUCAAGAACCGUUGACGCCUGAUAGUUUGGGUAACCAUCAAAUUCAAUGAGAUGUCAAUUUAGCGGUCAACAACGGAUACAGUAAAUAGCAAGCUGCGCCAUCUCCAGCUAGACCUCAGUCGUCAUUUUUCUUAAAAAUACCUCAUAAAAAUAAGCUACUGAAUACCAAGUUACAUCACUCUUCUAACACAAAUAGACUUCUUCGUAACUUUUCAAAUAAAAUACGGAUAUCUUUCCGCAAAUUUCGCAGCACAUCAUACAUAUAGAAAACGCCGAUAUGAAUAGUUUCAUUUUACUGGGCAAAAUAGCAUAACCGACAAAAAGGGGGGACCGAGAUGGCCAAUUCUGGCCUAUUGGCCGUCAACAUCAACCACGGUGUGUGGAACCCGCGGGGUUCGAUUCCGCGAUCUAUGGGUUAGAAUAUUAUAUUACUUAUAUCACGCGCCGCCGUGCCGCUUCUGACAAGGCUCAAGAGAGAGUACUAAAACACAACGGGAGGAGUGAUUUUUGCAGUCCGAUCGCUGAUCGUCCUUCUACAAUCAUCUCAUUAGCAGCGUGUCUGGUUUUUGCUCCCAAAAUAUUUACAGCAGUUCAUUAGUAUCAUGAAUUAACUUCCAGAUUCCAACGCCAAUUUCCCAAAUGAUGACGGUUACUGAGAUUACGUCAGUAAUUUACCCAUAAACCCACACGCUUAUUCGAGGCAAAUUCAGCGUUCGUUGGCGCAUUAAGUCACUACUAUUUGAAGCAAGAAGAAUCUAGCAAUUUGCAGAAUAGUUUUACUCAAUCAUUUGAAAGUACAGUUAAACCCUUCACCUCAUGUAAACGUAGCCGCAGAUAAUUCUGAAUUGUUUGUCUGCCAGAUUAGACUGCGUAUGGCCUUUGGCCUAUGUAGUUACCCCUGCAAAAUGAAGUAUUUAUGCAUCAGUAGUGAAAAACAAAAAUCGCCCUGAAGUGGAAAACAUUAUCUGCAGUGGUCAGAGAGAAGCAUUUAUGGAAGUACUCGCAGGAUUUUGUUUGGCAUGAAGACAAAGAAAAAUAUCUAAACAUUAUGCAUGACAUCCUUGCCAAAGUGCGAUGUUUUUGCCCAAAUGGCCUGCUGAUCAUGCCGAUAGUUAUCAUUAACAUAGUAAUGUAAUGACCAUAAAAAAAUUGCCAUAUUUAGUCACCGUUAAUGCGGUCAAAGAAGUAUAUUUAUUAGACAUUAUUCGCGUCUGUACGAUGAUGAAAUUUCACUAUAGAUUUUGUCAAGCAGAAAUCAAAUGCACAGAAUGCAUGACAAUGUUUCACUUUUUCUUCGCGCUUAGCUGGCACAUAGAGUAAUAAAACAAAAAUGCGAUUUCUAGUUAUUUUGAUUGCAUAGCACAUUGGAAGGAGAGAGCUGCACCGCGUCGUUCUCACUCAGCACGCGCAAAGGCGUGACUGAAAAAGACAAAAUCUUACGAGCCUGCUUGCUACGCGUGAUGAGAUCGAAAAAUUCACGCGUACCGUUUUCCACCGCGUGUAUCUGCGAUCGUACUUAGGGGUACGGGCCAAAAACGCGGGAUCAAGGUGGCGAGUUUGCACUACCAUGUUGAUUUAGAGUAACAACUAUGUGAUUUCGCCAAAUAAAAUGACAUGUUGUCCACAUUUCAAAGUGAUCGUUCGUCAUAAAUCAAUACGUGUUAUGAUGGGGGAAAGGGCAAAUUCAGGUCUGACUUAUGCAGCUUUGAGAAUAAUGAAAGGCUGAAACGAUCGCAAGCACGCCGAGCAGAACAUGAGGCAUCCGUCCCAUUUAAGAGUGAAAGACAGGUCACUGUUGGAGGUCUUACUGUUCCGCCUCAAGAGUUGCAUUUUCCUAUACAUUCACUUUUAGAAAAAUAUGUUCACGUAUACAAAACCAUAUACCAGUAUGAGAAGUGAUUUCGUUGCUCAUUCCCAUUUGUCAGGAUAAGAAUUAACUGGACAUCAACCACCAAUUGGUGCUAUUCUUCUUUGAGCUGCAUGUAAUAUGAGAGUGCGUGUCAGGAGUGAGGAAUAAACAUGAAAACGGGAAAUGGUUUUACAGAACUGGCCUGCCUGUUAACAAAUUACUUCGCUGUAGCCUAGCCUAUUUGCUCCUCACUUGAGAAACUGAUUCUGUUAUGCCAUACUGCAAAAUGUAGAUUAUGCAAAGAAUCUUUACGUUUUUUAACAGAAUGAAAGUAUGACCUACCUUGCGACGUACUGACAGGCAAUGAAAUUGGCCUCCAUUCCUGGGAAAAUACCGCUGCAUGUCUGCAUCGCGCAGCCAAUUCUGUUUGAAUUCCACCAGACCAUCUGUCAUUGGCAAAAAAUGCAUAUAUAGAAAGCAUGAGUUAUAUCCGCCCCUAGGGUAAAAUGAACGUUUGUCUAAAAGACAGCUUUAUUUGGGUUAGUGGCAUGUAAAACUUUGGUUUACAUCGUUUGGUGAAAUUCGAUAGAAAAGUUGCAUUAAAAAACUUUAUCUGUUCACAGCUGGUAGUGGUUUGAUAGAUUACUCGUCAUCUAUCUGUAACUAACUUCUAACGUUACCUCAACAGUAUCGCUCCAUUUCCUCUUAUAUUGCAGAAAUAACAAACAGCAUGUUUAUAUGUUUUUUAAUUAGGGCGCUGUGUUGCUAAGACUACUUAACAUAGCAAAGUCGGAUGCAGUGACAAAGUAUCGCAGAUUAAUUUAUGGUUGACCGCGGUGUUGGGCAUAAUUCAAUUGCUCAGAUCUGUUUAAUCUACAGAAAAUCAGUAGAACCUAAUAAAGUUGAUGUAAAUAGAUACUUUUAGUUGCUGGUCAGUCUAUAUUGGAAAUAUGUGAUGUCUGUAAGCAGAUAUAUGUCGUGCACAGUGUACAUGUUGUUGCCAUUGUCUGAAGACCCCGUACUGAAAGCCCAGCCAAUAGACCCCAACGUAUAUCCAUCUCUAACUAGUUCAGCUGAUGGCCGUAAGUGUACUACUUGUCGGCCAAAAAAAACUAAAAAAAAUUGAUGAUUUGUAGAGGAAAUUAAAUUGGAAGACUAAUCACUUUUAAGCUGAAAAAUUCUGAUUCAGUUUUCUGUUGCCCAAGGAAAGCACACACUAGGCCGAAAAACACGCUGUCUCUCAUACAAAAGCUAACAGUCAUCGUGUGAUUACAUGCCAUGCAGUAAUUGGCCCAAAAGGGAUGUUCUACAUUUAAUAGGAAUAAUCGGACAAUGCACAUAAAAUGCAGUAGAGCACAAGGCCAAUAGGCAUUCAAUUUAUCACUUCUUUCGCAGUAUAUUUUAGGAAAUUGGAAGGGCUGGGCCCCCGUACACUUAAAAAUGGGAGGUUUAUUUACCUGUGUAUAGUGUCCGCAAACGCCAUUACAGCUAUUACGGUCGUAGUUGUAGUUCUUGUUCUCAUCGUACCACAUUUUCAUAACUUUCCGGAUGGAGGCCUCCCCAUCCAGACCGCCCGUUGCACCGAGAUUUUGACCCGACGGACGAUAUUCCUCUUCAUUUCGCGAUGGAUGUUCAAACUUGCACCUUUUAACCCACUUCUGUGCCAAAACUUCCAGGUCUGUGUCAUACACCUAGAAACAAUUUAAAUAGUAACAGCGGCCUAUUUUGGUAAUGCGUUUCAGGAUAUAAAAUGCAAAAAUGCGGAAGCAAUGGAUUUGUAUUCAAAAUUGUCAGGAAAAAUGCAUUUUAUUUGGAGUUUCCACCCAAGAUGCAGUUUCAAAGGCCUGGAAAAUAUCAUGUAGAAAUUGUCGUAUGACCUUGAAUGCACGGAAUAUAUUUUAGGUGUUCCCGAGAACAUUCGACAAACGCCUAUAAUGCAGGAAGCAGUUGAUCCUUUUAAAGUUCUCUGCGUUUUAAUGCGCAAUAGAUUUUCCGUCAACAUUUCUGUUAUCGCCAGAUAAAUUUGCGCAUGAUGUUGCUACAUAGACAAAUAAUCGUGGACAUACUCUCGGCAAAAAAGUCUCUAAUCUCAAGAAAUAUUCUGGCGCCAUCAUGAAAGAAGGGUUAUCACCUAAGAAACGCUGUUCAUUCAGACGUAUAGACAUCGAACUAGCAUUGGAGACCUACAGAGUCCAUUGAAUUUGAUGACUCUCGUCUGCGAACAUUGUGUGGGUUUAAGGGAAUAAAUUCAGAAAUGGUAAUGUAUUUACUGAUGAGAAAUAUAUAAGCGGCUUCAGCUAACAUUUCUACCUUUACUAACAACGGUGUCAUUGAAAGCGAUCGCUCCAAUUUCAGAAUUUUUCAAAUGCGCAUGGUCCGGGUACAUUAGUGACGAUCAAGUACAUUAUUAAAACAUUUUGUCUGCCUGAUCAUUUAUGGAGUUUGCAACGCGAUCAACAUCUCUUUGACCCACCGUAAUAAUCUACCCGCAUUUGGUUUAAUAGGAUAAAUCUGCAAGGAAAUAGGCUCCGGUAAAAUAACAAAGCCAGAAAUAGGGGAGCCUGAGAAGCAACUGAUGAAUUAAACUACGCCUAGUGCAAUGCAGGCAUUAUGGACUUAGUCCUAACCAUCGUUUAUAUGAACGGCAAGUACCACAACUGAAAGGAACGUGGUAUUUCGUCAGAAAUAUGCAAAUCUAACCAAUUAAUAAUAAAUUUAUUUAACCAAGCAAUCAGUUUAAUUACUCUCCUUAGGGCUACUGGCUGCAAGUUUAGAUUAUAAAGUACUGUGAAGGACAAUCAUUUACAUAUUAGUUCUGAAACGGUGAGUGCUACGCGCAUCCAUCAUUAGCAUAUUCCUUUCUUAAAGUAUUUCUCAGGCACAGAUUAAUUUUUUCAUUCUAAUUAGCCAUGACAAACUCCAGAAACACUAUGUUUAGACGUUUAAAUCUGGAGAAAAAAACGUAAACUUGCAUAUGAAUUUUCAUAUCUGGGGUAGUAUUUCACAAAACAUAUAAAGGUGCAUUCUUGGAUUAUGUGAUGAGUGAGUGAUUUGACCUACUAGUCUUUAGUGGGAUUAAUUUAUCUGCAAUUUGAAAUAGUGCUAAAUGAUCGUCACUUAAUAUUGAUAAUUUCCAAAGUCUACUAGAAACGUUGUUUCGGAAAGCAACUUGCGAAAGUACUUGAAUUGCAUACCGUAGUCGCAAUUUAUGGUAUAGAUAAGAUAAGCUACUACCUUAAUUUUGUAGCUGGAUCUCCAUUAUCGGCAUUAUAUGCCAAGUUAAUAAACACCAUAACUACUUAUUUUUAAACCCAACCAUUUCAAGCUUAUUAUUAUAUGUGGACUAUGUUAACGACGACUUAGUUAGAAUUCCUUCACCACAGCAAUGUCAAGGCGAAUGCAUCUAUGCUACCACUGAUUGGUUAUGAAACCUCUUCAGUAUAGAAAGUAAUCAAUGACAUUAAAGUACCACAAUGUUAAAUAUAAUGUUUCUGAUGCAACGUAAUUUUAAAAUGCGGCCCUGACGAAAACGAUUACAAUGUUUUGGCGUUUAACGUUUCGUACACCGAAUAAACCGACCUAUAACUAUUGAUUACAUUUCGAUCAGAGGUUUGCUGAAUGACAGAGGAACAUGCAACGCUCAUACCGAUUCAACUGACUACUGAACGUUUGGAAAUUCAACUGUAUGUGGGGUUUUAAACCCAUAUGUCCGUCAAUCGAUAGAGUACGAAGAGGUAAGAUGCCAUCCGAUCACAGAUGUAUCAUGAGGCUAGCACGGGAAAAUAGUAUUCAGAGAUAUCAGACAUUAGGCUUACCAUGUCUUGCAUGUUGGAGGCCGCGGGGACGACGCUAUGACGCAUUUCAUUGUGAUAAUUCAGAAAGAGGUCUCUCUCUCCCUGCGUAAGUGAUUCAACGACCAUGAGGCUCAUCAAACAGAUGGCGGCCACCAACGUGCAGUUGCUUAUGACUUGUUGUCUGGCCAUUCUGAAGAACAACCUACAAGGGGACAUACAUAAGCAAAUCACCUUGCAUUAGAAUUAACAAUAGCUUCUUACUUAAGCGACGGUUUAACCUCAUGUUAAUGUCGUCAACUACUCCUAGAUUUACGCUCAACUAUAAAGACGUUUCUCCGGUGCAAACCCUAAUUCAGAUGAUUUAUUUUUUAAAUAAAAUUAUUACGUUCGUUGUAACUAUAGGCUUAAAACCUGAUAUUCACUAGGAAUUUCAAUAAAAGGCUCGCCUGCAACUAGCGAAUCAGUCUGCAAGUCUACCCUGCGCAAGGGAACCUGACGUUUCUGGGUGUUAGGCAGAAAUCCGCCUUGAGAACUGUGCAAAUACCGCUUGAAAUACUAAUGAGCGAUGCAGGAACACUGGACAUACGCAACUGCACUUUGUGGGCAGUUUGGCUAAUAUCCGAUAAAGGGCUAGUGAAACGGCAAAUUACAUUUUGAGACUAAGGAAAUCAGACCUCUACGAAGGCAAUCCGAUGUCUCUCUUAAAUACUGAGUUGAAAGUAAUUCUCAUACACACAGUAAAAAGGCUCAAGCAUGAUAACGUCAAUACUCAACUGCUUACAGAUUUGGGAUUAGUAUUCAGCGCCUGUCUGCAAGCAUUUAUAGUCAUUUUCGUUAAGUGUUCGUGAAUUACGUUGCAAGGUUUCUUAACAAACAUUGAUUAGACGUCAACAUGGCUGACAUAAGAGACGAUUAAUUCGUUACACAAUGUUUUGCUGUCAUACUUUACAGUAGUCGGAUACUAAAUUUCUUGGCGUACACACCUCCUGCUUGUAUGUCUCUAAGUUGUAAACAAAUAAAAAUGUCCGAAUUUUGACGUGUGUCGAUUGUGCUUAGGUUGGAUUGACGCAAGCUCGGGGCGUGUACAGAAAUUGGCAGUAAUUAGGUACACUGUGAACAUGUUGGCUGACAAGUUGUUUAUUUUUAUGCACAUAUAAUUUCUCCUUCCUCCUAGACACACUUUGCGAAUACCGCAGUAAACGUCUGAGUAAAGACAGCACGAAUCGCAUGCAGUCGACGUGAUAUUCAACGUUAAACACGCAACAUUACUAGCUGAAUGUGAAUUUGGAAGUUUUAUCGGUCAGAUAGGUGUAUUGUCGACAAAUUUAAAAACGUUUUGUCCGCUUUUACCUACAUGAUAGAGACGCUGUACAUUUCAUAUUAUUCCUAAACAAGAAAGAUUGGUCAAAUCACUCUCAAUGCCUGAAUUUCCAUCUUCUGUAAGUGGGAUGGUUAAAAAGGUGCCCAGGCACACCAUCCGCAAAUACAACAUUCCUCAAUGUCUGGUAACGUACAUUUCCAGACGUCUGUGAUUUUACAUCCAUAACGGUCUUUAACCGCGCCGAGAGACAUUCCUCUGCAUUACACACACCAGUGAAAAACUGCCACCACAAGCAUGAAGCAUCUUUGAACAUGUAUGGUGAUACAUAUGUGGUACCUGUGGUUCGCCGAUAUGUGCUUCUGUGGUGUAGGAAUGCCGGGUAAGGGCAUCUGCACCCGAGUUGGCUGCCCUUCCUGGUCCCCAACUGGUUCCGUGGCUCCUCGAAGCUAGACUCUGCUUAGUUAUCACAUCCUAGUGACCCCCAUGACCGGUAGGCCGAGAAGCAUGAGAGUAUCCGACGUUGUAUGUGCCCCCACAUCCGGUAAUUCUGCUUCCGUUCCCAUUCCUCCUCUCCUCUCUUUCUUUUUCCCCCCCUCUUGUUCAUUCUUCCCUAACGCCGGUUUAAGAGUUCUACGGAGAGGGCAGCAUGCAGUCCCGUAGGCCGCCCAGGCUACCUCGCUGGCUGUCUAAUAAAAUUAAGCCGUGACUCAUAGGAUCUGAGCAGCCUUAUACAGAGACAGCAUUGCCUACUCUCUAGGUGGAGGGUUGAGCUAGUAAAGAUGCCCUAAACAAGUGCUAGGAUCAUGUCAUCUGCAGGCCUACCAUAGCUCACAGCUGGACAAAUCACGCUCGGGACAAUCAGUCAAAAACAACCCGCGUCCGCAUUCCUCACGCCGCCUCGUAGGCUGUAAGGGCGACUCAGCUUACUCUGGCAGCCUGGAAUGCCCAUUUGCAACAUCCGAGUUAUAUUUCCGUGCACCUAGCCUAAACACAAGAGACGAACCUAAUCACUCUUUGUGCUUAAACUCUAUUUUGUGCGCAAACGAUGAAACGUACUUUGUUUUAGCAUGCCUGUCGCUAAACAACUGUCUUCAUUUUUUGACAAAUUUACAUUCGAAAACAUCCUUUAUUUUAUAUCCCACCUAGUCUUAAUUACUGUCAGACGCAUUUAUCUGCAUUACGCUGAUGUUGGUUUAAUUCAUUAACACAUAUUCUUAUAGCCGUCGAGAGAUUGUCAUGAUAAAUCGUCGUAUAAUUAUUGAGUAUGUAUGGUCACCGGAUUGUAUGAUAAAUAAUUUGCGUAUAUGGGCAUCUAGAGAGACUGCCAGACCAGCACAGGUAGUUUGAGAAGUGGUUUCAUAUUUGGUCGAUUAGUACGGAUCAGACUGAUUAGAAAAAGAUAUUCCAACAGUUUCCUUAUUUGACUAUGGAUAACAAUGAUCGCAAGCGUUUAUCGACGGCCAUUAACCGUCAUCCUCUUUUUUCAACAAAAGAUAACUGAUUGGGUGCUGAUUUUUCAUUUUUUAGGUUGAGGACUGUUCAACAUCAUUAAGAUAGUUCUUUCAAAUCCCGACUGCGUAUUUUUGACUUUCCUUCUCUAAUGCAUGUGAUAAACGUGAUUGUAUUUUGCACAAUAUGCUAUUAAAUGCUGCCCAGGCCCGAAAUUAAUUGCGCUUACCUUCCUAACCCUUUUUUUAUAUUACGUCGUUGAAAUGCCUACUUUUAGCAACUUUAACAGCAAAUUUUCUUACUCUUUACUGCCAAUUUACUCUUAAAUUGCAUAAAAAAGUACUAACUACCCUAAAGUCCUACAUAUGGGCAAUUUCAUGCACGUCAAGUCUGUUGAACACAACAAAUCAUCCAUAAUUAUAGCUAGUUGUAGCCAUUUUCAUAUUAUUGGCAGCCAGCAUGCCGACCGCCUGUCAUUCUACUGCAUCAUAUUCAAACAAGACUUUCACAUGUUACGUAUGUACUGUGCUUGUGCUGCAUACUUCGAUGAUUUUGGCGAAUUUCAUAAACGAGCCAUUGCGCCUCGUACACUUCUCCUUCACUUCCCAGAUAAGAGUAAAGUUUAAUGGUGCACUUCAGUGGCAAAAAUAGAAUGCAACUUGAGUGGUUGAGAAGUAUUUGCCCUAACCCCUAACACUAACCUCUAAAAGUAUUGCGUGCAUCAAGUGCGGCUGUAUAACCACAUCUUCUCCACAAUUUUGCGGUUUUUUCUCGCCUGCGUUCCCCCUACCGCUUCCUCUCGCUUUUCUCCGAGUUUCAGUCUCUCGCACUCGCCGUCCAUUGCCAGGUUUCAGCCUUUUCACGUCGAGCAAAAAAGAUAUUUUGGUUCAUUCAAUACACAGAGCAGAUAGCCGUGAGUUGUCUGGUUGUGUCAAAGAAAAGCGUCCAUCCGGGGAAGCGUAAGUCAUGGUGUUUUGUUUACAUGGUUGUCACGCCGCCAUCCCAGCAUGAGGGACUGCCUGCUGAGUGUUGGACGUGUGAUUGGUUGGUUUCGGGGCCGAGUCGGGGCUGCAUGAUCACUAGGGCACAAGGGUGACAAGCGAAGUCGUUCGACGUUUGUGAGGCGUGUGUACACAGCCGUGACCCUUUGUAGCUGAACCAUAGGCGUCCCAGCUCAGGCCUGAUGGGUGGCCGUGCGUCAGCCGCGUGCCCGUCGGUUAGCGCGACAGUCAGGAUCACCGACUGACAGUGGGGAGUCGUAAACUGGGGAGUGGAACGGCUGCAGAUUCACUUUAUUCCGUGGACGGUUCGAGUCACUUUUGUAGGUACUUCAAUGAACGUAAAAACCCGACCUACUAGAUGAUUUACAUUAACAAAGAAGACAAGAUAUAAAUAUGAUCGUAGUCGGAUUGUAAAACCUCUUUAACAGGCCGACUAUUUACAGUGUGCUCUAGCUGAUCGUUCUGCAUAUGAAUGCAUGCCACAUCACGGUAAAGUAUGGGAAAAUAUUGGAAUAUUUUUAUACUUCUGUAUACUCCCACAAACACUGACGCUAAUUCUGCCAAACUACAUUUUUCCUUCAAUAUGAUAUUUUAAAUACUUUACAUUUGGUCAAACCUGUAUGAUAAACAAUGCAUCCACACUGGCUCAACAAAUACAAAACUGCUUCUUAAACUACACACUGUGCCGGCCUCCUCUCUAGAAGUACACAAGACUAUUCGUACAGUGUUGUCGGCGAUGCCAAUGUGUUGCCAGUACAGUAAAUAAUUUCACGAUCUUGUAGUACUGGCUGCCUGUAAGCGGUUUGUAAAUAAAAUGUGGUUAUUUCGCAGCAGCUGAUAUUCAUAUCAACCUACAGACCGUGCCUGCAAAUUUCCGUUUUAAAAGAAUUUACUCCAAGUUCGCGCAUUUACCUCCUCGGAAAGCAAACAAGGCACUGUCUGGGCCGGUCAGAUGUCUGACGACGGAAUGAGACGCAGUGGCUAACCGAGAUAAAAGGCUCGUCUUCGCGUGCCGUGCGCAUGACCUGGCCACUCAAACGCACAAAACAGGAUUGCACACACAGUAGGGAAAGCGUCUCGGAUGUAACACUCGUGAGGCUGCUAUUGUCGCCUGGUUCUGAGUCCACCAACCAACCACUCAAAUCACAAUUGCACAGUCUACAUGACUGCGUGAUCUGAGUUGAAGCGCUGGUCGGCAACCUUCCAGGCCCCGGCGUUAAGCGUACAAUGAUACAGUAAGUGGGCUAACCCAUGAAAUGUCGACAGAAAUUCCGGAAUGCGUUUCCGUUUCGGAAAGAUUAAUUGAGGUUUUAAAACCAAUCAUCGUGCAGCAUAAUUCUAUAAUAAAUCAGUUAACACAGGAUGCCGGCUUGUGGAAAAACGUCGUUCCAGUUUGAUCCAAAAACCAUACUCUGCAAAAAUGACUAAAUAACUAGCAUGCAUUGUUUCAUUGAUUUUCGAUGCCCCGAAAACUUCGAUUAUAUUUCAUGAAAAACAUGCAUAAAAUAUUCAGUCUUCUGCUCAUUCAGAAGAAAAUUACGUCCUUUUUUCAAUUCGACACUGAAAGGAAGGGUAUCAUUUGGUUUUAUAAAACUUUUCCAAUUCCCCAAUAGUUUUGAACCCAACCUGUCGUUACACUUGCAUUUAGGGCUCCCAAACUAUAAGCCGUAUAUUUUUCACGUACGGAAAACCAUAAAUUUCUCUAUAGUGUUAAGAGGAGACCAUAUGGGGUUCGUAAACUUAAGUAGUGCAUUUUCGCCACACUGUUUACUUUACAAGCCACAUUGAUAAAUACAGAGACGUUUUAUGAACGGCAAUUUUACGGUAUUAAAAUAUCUUAAAAUUAAUUUUUUUAAAAUUUGAACUAUAAAUUUCUCCGAGUGUAAAAUUGAAAUGAGACGUACGUUUCUACUUUAUGAGUAAAGCAUGAAUAUUUUUAUGCAUACCUUCUAUGAACUAUAAUUGAAUCUUUAAGGGCAUUGAAAAUCAGUGAAAAAAAUCCAUACAAAUCAAGUAAUCGUUUUAAGGAGUGUGGAUUUGAAUGCAGCCGAAAAGAAGUUUUUUCGAAAGCCGGACUCCUGGAGUAACUGGAUUAUUAAAGAUUUAUGCUGCACGACGAGUGGUUUUACAACCGAAUUAAAUUAAUCUUUUCGAACCGGAAACGCAUUUUGGAAUUUCUGUUGACAUUUCAUGAGUUAGACCACCUACUGUAGUUUUCAACUCGUCAAAUUGUUUAGACUGGUGAAUUGUUUUCAAAUUUUCGACCUCACUCUUCUACCCCAUCACAUGCACCAUUCGGUCGUCUGUGACGGUCAACUGACUGAUGAUGAGAUAAGCAGGGGUGGUUGACGCAACUAUGAGGAGCUCGUAGACUCGCACAAAUAAGAAUUUAGCACAGAAGCGGUAGAAAGUUCGGAUGCCACACCCGGCGAUGGGACCAAAUGGAAGAAGACCUGUGUAUGGAGCAGUGUUUUUAGGAAGAACGGACCGUGUCUGCAGAAUUUAUCACUGGUUUUCGUGAAUGCGCAUGCGACCGAUGUAUCCUAUGCGACGGCUGAAUGAAAGGACUGUUGGAGGAUGUUGCAUCGAUUGUCAUAAUUAUGUUGCUGGUGGUGAUCGAGCUGGUCGUCGGGGAAUGACUGGACCGAGUACGAGAGUGGUAAUGAUUGGGAAAUGUGCCGCAGUUGUGUCAAUACUGCGAAGAAUCCCACUGUUAUGGAUACAUAUGCGCUCAAAUAGGCUCAGACUGUGUGUAAAUGUGUGUAAACCGUGCGGAUAGUGAAGGCUGAUGCAGCGAGUGCAUGUGGGGCCUCAUGACAUUCGUUCCACCGGUUGCGGUGUGAUGAAUACGCAAGUAACCGGCCAGACCAAUGCAUGAGGGGAAUGUGCAAUCGCAAGGAGGAGCAGUUAAUAUCCAGCGCACAUGUCUGGACAUGGUAGGGGUGACGGUUAAUGGCCGUUAAGGGUGUCUUGAUCGGCGGCGGGAAUGGGAACUGUGGUGGCCGACGUCAUCGCGCAGGUUGUGACAGAACUAAUGCAGAUGACUGUGGUCGAGGGCAGCGGGGCCAGUAGAGGCUGAGAAUCGACGGUUAGGGUGGUCUUCGGAGUGUACGUCGUGGGGGUCGGAGCAGGGUCGGUCGGAGUGACAGCUUUCGUCGUUGGCAUAGAUGAGAGGAACACUGUAGGCAGCGUUCAGAGGCGACUGACGCAUGACCAUCGUAUCGUCCGUGUUGAUCACUAGCGCUCGGCCAACGCAGGAAAGAUUUUGUCAAGAUCUUGAGAGCACAGUCAUCCACAAAGAGCAGGUCGUGAACAGUAGUUGUGCAAAGACUGGUUGCGGCCCGAAAGCGCCGGCUGUCCCUCGUUCCUGUAGCUGAUGUACAUCCCCUGACGCCCGGACGUCUAUAAGUAUGUCAAGAAACAUGAGAUUGGGGAAUUUUGGAUGGAGUACACAGUUCUCUUUCACUUUGUUGGUUUCGCUAUUGCAUCUAAGGCAGUCUAGUCGUCCGUAAAACGCGCUAUCACCCUCUCGUAGAACUUACGCACCAUGUUAGUCAGUCGUUCAGGACAGUCGGAUUUCUAGAGACCAUCGUUAUUCACCGUAUCGAAGACUUUCUUCGAGUCCACGAUGAUAGUGAACUCGCGUUUCCUGGAAAUCCUCUUGCUGUCAGUGGUUUCGAGGUUGUGUUGGAUUUUUCGCCGACUUUCCCACAGAAGCCCUGGUUCUAGCUGGCCGUUAAGACGAUUGAAGAGGAUGAGGGGAAGAUCCUCCUGGCAAUGCUUACUUACGAGAUUUCUCAAUGGUUAUCAUAGAGUGGUCAGCUUCCUUUCUGUUCAUAGGAAUAAGCAGUUGCUGUAUAAUUACAGUCCUGAUCGAUAUGUUCUCGGCGCUGCAUUCAAAAUAGCGUUGGGAGGUGAUCCAUCAGCUGGGGGUCGCCAGACUUUAAGAUUUCAGUCGGGAUCGCGUAGGAUCCCAUUGCUUCCCGUUGAAGAGUAGACGCACUGCUCGGAUUGCUUCAGGGGGAGAAAGCGAAAGAUCCGGGUCGUCAAUUGCAUUGACUGGAGGGAAACGGCCAAUGGGGGCGUCGGAAACGGUAGGUAAACAGUUGAGGACGCUUCCGAAGUGCACGGCUUUGCCCUUCAUAUUUUCCAAUCUCUCCAUCGGAGUGGUCGUUCCAUCGGAGCUAAGAAGACGGGCGGAGUCUUUGGUUGCAAGACCAUAAAACGCCUUAAAUGAUGAGACGAAUUUCUUUGUUUUAUUACGGUUAGCAUGUACCUGAAUUUCCUUGAUCUAAAGCGAAAUCUAGGCGGUUAGCAUCUCCAACGUUCCUUGUUACACGAGGCGACGAUGGCAAAAAAGUGUUCUUUUUUGCGUCGAUUUGAUGAUCCAUGUAGGCCUUAUGAAGCUCACGAAUUUCGGUGAGCAGGUUGCAGAUGUGGGCGUCUUUGGUGUCGAUUCAGUCUUAAUUUUGGCGAAAUCCGCACCUAUGGACGUCCAGAGCAGGGACUUGGAUAGCAUUCCGCAAGAGGCACCGCCGAAUCUCUAUGGUGACCUCUUUAUCCAGGACCAGCAGUUCUUCCAGGCGUUGGGCUCAUUGAUUGCGUUAAUGCAAGCGGUGAAGAGACAACAUCAACAGAACGAUAUUUGA